Solanum pennellii is the source of this 2263-nucleotide messenger RNA. RefSeq lists its product as uncharacterized. The coding region runs from base 224 to 2137 and encodes 637 amino acids. The transcript has 9 exons. NCBI's taxonomy places the organism in Eukaryota, Viridiplantae, Streptophyta, Magnoliopsida, Solanales, Solanaceae. The record is from RefSeq and is a predicted model, not a curated record. Gene Ontology annotation, molecular function: zinc ion binding.
UGGCAACAACAAAGGAAACGGGCUAAACCGGUGCCCGAUUGUACUCUUCCUAUUACCGAUGCAAAUCAAAUUAACCAAAGAACCUAAAGGUACAACCCUAAUCAGCACAGAAAAAAUAAUUCUGAACGCCUGAAUAUCGCUGAGGCCGACGAGCUCGACCCCGUCUCGUCGUCGAUCAACUUACGUCACCGUUCAUAGCUGCCGGAACCCUAGUAUAAUCGACAUGGUCGAGGUUGAGGCUUCUACACCUGAUCUCAACGACAAAGCCUCAUCUCCUCACCACACAAUGACAAUGGUGCCUACUGAAGGAGAAUUUUCAAUAGGAAAGAGGAAGGAUCAAGGUAUUAGUGAACCUGAAGGGAGUAGAAAAAAGAAGAAAAAACAAGUAGCCACUCCUCGUCCUGCUUGCUCUUGGGUGCACUUCAGCCGUGACUUUAUUAAAGAGUAUAGUGCUACACAUCCUGAAUCUUCAGGCCUGAAAGUUGCCACAAAGGCAGCAUCAGAUGCAUGGAAGCUGAUGGGUCCUGAGGAGAAGGCAAAGUACACUACUCGUGCUCGUGAAGUGUGGGAUAAGUACCUGAGCUCAGCACCUGCCCGUGCUCCUAAGCCAAGAAGACAGACCAAACUAGUCACAAGGUGUUCCCCCGGCCGUCUACUAAAUGUCUUACAAAGGCUCACACCUGACCAGAAGGAAGCUGUAAAGAGCAUGGGUUUUGGUAGCAUCCUUGGCCUCAGAUGUCGGACUCUUCGAAGAAGCUUGUGUCUUUGGCUAUUGGAGAGGUUCAAUACUGUAAGACGUAGCUUGGAAAUCUGUGGUGAGAGGAUACCCUUAACUCCAAGGGAUGUGGAACUUGUAAUGGGUUUGCCUGCCAGUGGAAAAGAUGUGGUUAACUCAGGGUCUGAUGAAUUGAUUUUACAGUUACGUAAACGAUACAAUGCCACCAAUCGUGGGAUUUCUGUCCGUCUUCUGGAGGAACGACUUGCAGCUCCAGAAGCUGGGGAGGAUUUCAAAAGGUCAUUCGUACUUUAUGUAAUGGGCACUCUUUUGUGCCCAACUGCAAGGCUUGACGUAAGCCCUUCUUUCCUCCAUUUUUUGACAAAUAUGGAUGUACUCCAUCAAUAUAAUUGGGGGAAGUUCUUGCUUGACCGGCUAGUGCGGGAGAUAUCUCGUUUUCGUCAAGGAAAGCAGCGUGCAGUUGGGGGCUGUCUUUUGUUUCUCCAGCUCUUUUACUAUGAGAGUGUUGCUGUUGGAGCAGCAUAUGAAUCAGCCCCUGUAGCUUUCCCUUGCUUAUUCUCAUGGGGUGAGGAGGAGAUUAGUGAGAGAGAAAAGCAAGAGAAGGAACUUGGUGGUUAUGGCUCAGGGGAGGUAGUCUGCAUGGACAGAGGACUUGGGAUGGGGUCAUUGGGAUACAAAGCCCAAACUGACAGUAUGCCGCUGAGAGCAGUGGAACCAAUGCAAGAGAUUUCUCAUGCACAGGACAUGGAAGAUCAAGAGUAUGAGGAUACCUUCACAGAACAGGAACAUCCACACACAGAUAGCAUAGAGGGGAAUGUAGUCUGUGCAGAGAUUGAAGUAGUUGCUGGUUCAGGACCAGUACCAUGCGGAAACAUCAAGUAUGGAUGCACAGAAAUUGUUGACUACUCAAAGAAAAGAGAUCACGAAGACGCCUGCCCUUAUGCACCAUGCCCAUGCCCUCUCCAGAACUGUAAAUUUGUUGAUUCCUCCAAGCAACUCUCAUCGCAUUUCAGCAGUAAGCACUGUGAUUCAGGAAGGCACUUCCAGUAUGAUUGCCCAUUGCCUAUCUCGUUGAGCAAGAAGGAAACUUUCCUUGUUUUACAAGCAGAAAAAGAUGGGGUCCUCUUUCUUCUUUCCAAGGGAACACAAAGUAUAGGGCAUACCAUUGUGAUUACUUGUAUCGGUCCAAGCUCAUCAAAGGAAUGCUUCUUGUAUGAUGUUGUAUCAGAAAGAGGAAGCAGUUCACUGAGAUUGAAAUCAUCUGCUCAUAGUUUUCCAGGUAGAUUUCAUGGUUUGCCCCCGGUAGAUUUUCUCCUGGUUCCUUUUGCUCAUCUAGACUCAUCCGGGCAGCUAGAUUUAGAGAUUUGUAUAUGGAGCCCGACGGAGCCUGGAUCAGAGUGAGCUCUUUAGAUGUAACAUAGCAGCUUUGUUUGUACAAUUGUAUUUGUCAGAAUGUAGUAAUAUGUUAUUAAUCAACAUAUUUGGGAGUUUAUUGAUAAAAGGAAUGAAGGAAAAUUAUUGAUCAUA